GGCCACGCACUUCCGCCCCCUGACCGGUUCGCUGUGCACCUCCCCUUCCGCCGCCGCCGCCCCCGCCGCCUCUACGAUCCCGUCUCUUGCCCCGACCCCGGCCUUCGGAGCGCAGCGGCCGCAGACUGCGCUAUCACCCUCCCCGGGACCUGCGAUCCCCGCCGCAGCGAUGAACAUCCGCAACGCGAGGCCUGAGGACCUGAUGAACAUGCAGCACUGCAACCUGCUCUGUCUGCCCGAGAACUACCAGAUGAAGUACUACUUCUACCACGGCCUCUCCUGGCCGCAGCUGUCCUACAUUGCCGAGGAUGAGAACGGGAAGAUUGUGGGGUAUGUCCUGGCCAAAAUGGAGGAGGACCCAGAUGACGUGCCCCAUGGACACAUCACCUCACUGGCUGUGAAGCGCUCCCAUAGGCGCCUGGGCCUGGCUCAGAAGCUUAUGGACCAGGCCUCACGUGCCAUGAUUGAGAACUUCAAUGCCAAAUAUGUGUCCCUGCACGUCAGGAAGAGUAACCGGGCCGCCCUGCACCUCUACUCCAAUACCCUCAACUUUCAGAUUAGCGAGGUGGAACCCAAGUACUAUGCAGACGGGGAAGAUGCCUAUGCCAUGAAGCGGGACCUCACCCAGAUGGCCGAGGAGCUGAGGCGGCACCUGGAGUUGAAAGACAAGAGCAGGCAUGUGGUGCUGGGUGUCAUUGAGAACAAGGCAGAAAGCAAAGGAACCCCGCUCCCGGGCCCGGGUGAGGCCUGCCGGGAGGAGAAGAUCCUGGCUGCUGAAGACAGUGGCGGGGACAGCAAGGACCUCAGUGAGGUCAGCGAGACCACAGAGAGCACGGAUGUCAAGGACAGCUCAGAAGCCUCUGACUCUGCCUCCUAGAGCACGUCUGCCCCGCCUCAACCUGCCAGCUGUCCCAAUAAAGCUUGGCCCAUGGCCUUGAGGAACA
Cavia porcellus (domestic guinea pig) is the source of this 944-nucleotide messenger RNA. It is a transcript of the gene Naa10, whose product is annotated as N-alpha-acetyltransferase 10, NatA catalytic subunit. Gene Ontology annotation, biological process: N-terminal protein amino acid acetylation. Gene Ontology annotation, molecular function: protein-N-terminal-glutamate acetyltransferase activity; protein N-terminal-serine acetyltransferase activity. NCBI's taxonomy places the organism in Eukaryota, Metazoa, Chordata, Mammalia, Rodentia, Caviidae. Gene Ontology annotation, cellular component: NatA complex. The transcript has 8 exons. Bases 170 to 877 code for a protein of 235 amino acids. The record is from RefSeq and is a predicted model, not a curated record.